Messenger RNA from Meloidogyne enterolobii, 3713 nucleotides. The record is from the annotation of a GenBank genome assembly. Lineage: Eukaryota; Metazoa; Nematoda; Chromadorea; Rhabditida; Meloidogynidae.
GUGUUGAGCACGAACUUAUUGUAAGUGCUGGCUGUUCAAUGAACAUAGAAACUGGUGUACAAAUGUAUUUUGAUACUGGUGUUGGAAUGAAAGUUUAUGGGACUCUUAAAGCUAUCGGAAAUGAAUUUGCUCAUAUUCAAAUGCUUCCCUACCAAGAACAGCAUUUAUAUCAAUUUGAAAUGCCCGAAUUUCGCCUAAUUGAUGGCCCAACUGUUCGUCAAGGGCGUCUUCAAGUUAAGUUUCGAGACCGUUGGCGUUCUGUUUGUACUCAAUUAACUAAUUGGACAAGUAUAGAUACAAGCACUGCUUGCCGCUCUUUGGGGUAUGAAGAUGGUGGAUUUUGGAGAUUCUUCGCUAGAAAUAAUGAUACUUACCCUUUUGUUAUGCCUUCACCAAAAUGCUUGUCUGAAGCUAAAAAUCUUUGGGAUUGUGAAGGAUUUUCUGAUCAUAAUUUAAUCCCUCUUUCCGAAAAUCUUUGUCAGGGUGAGGAUGAUAUUGGCAUUUAUUGUUGGGGACGGCCGUUUUUUCGUGGCUGGUCAAAGCAUUGGAAAGGUCUUCACAUAUUUCAUUCACCUUAUGGCUACGUUCCUGCUGACCCUGACGGUGUUGCCCUACAAAAAGAAUCUCAUUCACGACUCGAAUUUUUGGAUAUUUUAUUUGCCGGAUAUGACCGUCUUAGUGGAAAUACAACGGCUGCUUUAUAUAUUGAGGGCGUUCCUCCUUUAAUGAAUGGACUUAGAGUUGAGAGAAGUGCCAGGGAUGGAAUUCAAUUUUUUGAGCCUGAAGGGCCUAUUAUUUUGGCAAAUUCAACAGUUGCAUUAAAUAGAGGACAUGGAAUUGCUAUAAUUGAUACAUUGGAUGGGAGAGUUUUUAUUAAUCAAACAAGAAUAGAUGGAAAUCACGGAGAUGGUAUUUGGUAUAGACAGCGACAUGUUGCUCUUUCUACUUCUGAACAUUUUAUGGGGAUUGAAAUUGGUAGUAGAGCGAAAGAUUUGGAGAGAGGGGGUUCUUCUUCAAAUACUCCACACUUAAAUCAAGGAAGAAAGUAUUUUUCAUUUCGUGAAAAGCCUCGAUUGGAAAUGUGUUCGGGAAAUCAUCAAUUGCCCAAAGAUUUAUUCUUUCCACACCUUAUACUUGCCCAUUUACAAAAUGGGACUUCAGUGCCUGAUAGAAGUUUACAGCCAAAAAUAUGUUGGUUAAAUGUAGCUUUACCUGAUAGAUUACCUUAUGCUUAUACAAUUCAAUUUUUGGAUGUAAUAAAUCGCCAUUCACAUAAUUCUGAUGCUCAAACAAUUUUUGUUGUGUGUGAUGGAAAUUCAACAUUUCCAAUGCUUUGCCAAUUUGAACGUUACCGCCUUCCUUUGUUAAAUGGAAUUUUACCCCAAAGUAUUUCAUUAAAUAGUAAUGGAAAUCCAGUGCUAAUUGGUAUUGAAUAUAUACCUCAACAACAAGAAUAUAUUAAUAAAGAUGGAAUUUCUAUAACAUCGCCAAAUGUUGUUGCUGCUGAUGUUGAAGUCUUGUUUCGGAUACACGCUACAGUUAAUUUGAAGGCAUUUUACGGGUUAAAUAUUACAAACAGUUUUGUGAGAAAUAAUACUGGGAAUGGGAUUCAAGCUUUAGCUAUUCAUGACAGACUAGCUUUACAUAACGUUAGUGUUGAUGGAAAUCAAGGAAUUGCGGGUUUAUUAAUUAGGGAUGGGGCUGCUGAUAUUUGGAUUAAUGAUACUUCUUUAAGUUGGAAUUGGGGUGAUGGAGUUAAUAUUUCUUUUGCUGGAGGAGCAAUAAAUGUCAACGCUUCUAGAAUUAUUGGAAAUAAAUGGAGAGGUUUUGCUUUCCACCACAAUAGUUCUAGCCCAUUUUGGCCCUUACAUCAAGAAAUUGUUUUUAAAGGACGACCAAUUAAUAAUAUUUUUUAUCCAAAAAUGACAAUUUCUGAAAAUGCUUGGGGAGGGCUUCUUGUUGGCAAUUUUUGUGGGCCUUCAUUAAAAUACAAAAAUUGGGAUAUUUCAAGAAUUGAACCAAAUAUUCUCAUUAGUUGGACAGAAUUUAAUGAAAAUAAUUAUCAUCCACAUAUUGAAAUAUUUUCUUGUCAAAAAGAAGAAAAUAAAUUAAUGCGUGUUGAUAUUAGUGGGAAUUCAAUUUAUGGAGGUACAGGAAUGGGAUUUAGAAUGGAACCUUGUGUAAAUACUCAACUUAUAUUAAAUAGUAAUCGUUUUUAUGGAAUAUUAAAUACAGCAUUACUUAUUAGAAAUGCAAAACACCCUCAAUUACAAAGGCUGCCUGCAAAGGUAAUAAUCUCAAAAAACGACAUAAAAAGAAAUAUUGGACAAUACAUUGUUUCUAUUGGAUUAAAUGAAGAUGCCGAGGAUCAAACACUUUUAUUUAAUCAACAAAAUGAAGUUCGAGAGAAUACAGUUAUUAAUCCCUUUCCAUUUUUAAAACCCCGUUCAACACCAUAUGCUGCUUUAGUUGUUUCUUCGAGUAAUGUUGUUAUUAGACAUAAUUGUUUUGGAAAUCCUAAUGCAGAUUUUGAAUUGUCAGAACAUGCAAAACGAAUUGAUGCACGAGAGAACAAUUGGGGAUAUCCAUCGGCUCAAAAAUUUAUGGACAGAAUAUAUGAUCAAUUUAACCGCUACUCUUUGGCUUCGAUUGAUAUUAAUCCUUAUGCAGCAGUUUGCAAUCAACGUUCUCCUUCCCUUACUCUUUUACAACAAUAUUUUCGACCAUUUAGACAACCUGGCCAACCAUUCCAUAUUGGAGGAACAAUAUUUGAAAACAAUGAUUUACCUGUUGGAAAGUAUAUUGUAACUGAUGAUUUACAUAUUACACCUGGUGCUAAGCUUACAUUAGCUCCAGGCACAACAUUUGAAUUUAUGGGAGGCAUUGGAAUGCUUGUACAGGGCGAACUUCUUCGCACAGAAACCAGCAGUAGUCCUUUACAGCCCAUUCUCUUCACAAGCAAACCUUUGGGACAACCACCGCGUUCUGGAAGUAUUCGACUAGUUGAUGAAUUUGGAUCAGAUAGAGUUUUAGCUGGCCGUUUGGAAGUUCGUUUAGGAACUACAGACAAUGAUAAUGAACAGUGGGGCACAGUUUGUAACAGAUCAUGGACUGUUCAACAUGCCCAAUUAGCUUGUAAUCAAUUGGGGUUAAUACUCGACCCUGAACAUUUUGAGAAUUGGAGAACAUUUCCAUUAGCAGAACCAGAUGAAAGGCCAAUAAUUAUGGAUAAUAUACGUUGUGAGGAAAGGGAAUUUGAUUUAACAAAAUGUAGACAUGAUGGGAAUUUGCAUAAUGUUAAAGCUUCUUGUAAGUCAACAGAAGUUGUUGGUUUACGUUGUGCUCCUCCCUAUUGGGCUGGUGUUCGUUAUUCUCUACUUGCUAAUCCCAUGAGCUACACUGGUUUAUCCACUAUGAGUAACUGGAUUAUUCAAAGAGCUGGGCUUUUUGACUUUCGAUUACCUUUAUUAAGUCCUGCAUUACAGAUUGAUUGGAAUUAUCAUACAUUUCAUAGUUUAACAAUUCGUGACAAUUAUUUUGAUGGAAUAGAUAUUGUAUAUAAUGACUUGACUAGGAAACCAGCACUUAGAAAUUGUUAUAUUGUUAGAAAUAGAAGAAAUGGGAUGGUUGUUCGCUCAAUGGGAUUGUCAGCAGAAAAAGUUUUUGAUUUAUAUAUUUGGACUUGUAAAUCCAUUAUCAAAUCAUGUGUGUAG